Molecule: messenger RNA, 252 nt
Organism: Rotaria sp. Silwood1
Lineage: Eukaryota; Metazoa; Rotifera; Eurotatoria; Philodinida; Philodinidae
Source: the annotation of a GenBank genome assembly
AUGGAUACAAGUAGUCGGGCAAAUUUGCGAGGUGGUUCACGAGGUCGCAGUCUCGAUGCCUCACGCGAUUGUGAUCCUAGUCGUUGUGGCUUGUAUGGUUCUGGUUGUGAUCGUGAUGGUGAUCGUGACCGUGAUCGUGAUCGAGAUAGAGCUCGAAAUCGUGGCGAUUCAUGCGGCCGCUGUUGUGGCGGUUCCUGUGGUCUUGAUUGUGGUAUGUCGUAUGAUUGUGAUCGUGAUGAACGUGGUCCUUGA